AUGCGACGCGCUUCUGCCGAUCCUUGGUCGCGCCCAACAGGCUUUGAGCGCCCUGAAUUGGCGGACGAUCCAAUUGAAGAUUUCACUGAUAGUGCUGCGGAUACAUAUGCGGUCUCAGCUGAGCGUGCAAGCCGCCGUGCUAGGCUUGCCUCCAGGAGUCGCUCGGAUUCUCGCCGCAGGCCCAGGGUUUCGCAGAGGCUUCAUACUGUCCCUGCUCAGCUUGGGCAUCUUACUGUGCGGCCCCGCGUGAGCUUCUUACCUGCAGUGCCUCUCACCCAACCUCACCUUUUGCCAGGGGAACAUGUUCAGUACUUGCAGAAUCUUUUGCAACGGCAACAGAGUCAGCUUAGCGAUUUUGCAUUGGAAGUUGCUGCGUUGCGCCGCGUUGCAGCGGAGCAACAGAUGCUGGCAAGCCACAGGAUUGACGAGGUCGAGCGGCGCUUGCGUCGUGUUGACGCACUCCUGCAGCACAUCAUGCAAUAUCUGCAGGAUCAAGCUGCAUUAAGAGUCUUUCAACUCGGUGUGAUGGCUGGGGGUGGUGACUUUGAUCAAGGUGCCAGGGACAGGCUUCGCCGCAUGUCUGUCGAGGCCCUGACGACGGCGCCGAGUAUCGCUGCCCUUACUUUGCCUUGGGAGACAGGACCGCUGGCGGCCAUUUUUGGGAAACCGGAAGUGCUGCCUAGGCCCGCGUUAGACAUCGAAGAUGUCAUUGACACUGCAUCUGUCCGGCCUUUGGGGCCUGAACCGUCGGAAACUGUCCCAGGUGAUAAGAAAGCUUUCACUGCAGCAUGGAACAAGGAUACAUUCAGACGUGAUCGCCUCCCUGAGCGAGAUCGGUUCAAUCUCGUGUACCAGGAGUGGCUUCAAGUGAUCCUUCCAUGGGCUGGCGAUAGAACUGUGCUCGGCCUCAUGGUGUCUGCUGCAGCCGACCAAACUGAGAAGCUUGCAGUUGUCACGCAAACCCUUGCCGGCAAGGCCUUGUCGACACUGGAGAAGCGGCUGAGGCAAGUGAAAGCAUUCCUGGCAUGGGCCCUACUUGCGAGUGUUACGCCAUUUCCUAUGACUGAGCAUGCAUGCCGAAUGUAUUUGAAGAAGCUGGUGGAAGAGAAGGCACCUGCCUCUCGCAUCAAAGGCGUGCUGGAGAUGGUGGGGUUCCUCAGACAUGUUGUUGGCCUACCCGUUGCUGAGAAUGCAGGCGAUUCACCUUGGAUUCGCGGGGUGCUACGGAUGGCCGCGGCGAAUGCCAAGCCCACUGCCAAGGCUCGGCCGCUCACGGUCGGAGAGGUUGCAACACUCGAGGCUUUCGUCAAACGCAGAGUGGGAGCAUUGCAAGACCUCUACGCGGCAGGGUGCUUCUUGUUCUUGAUCUUUUCGAGGGCGAGGUUCGGCGAUUGCAAAAUCAUCAGUGAUGCAGUCUUUGACAUCGUCACGAAGAGUGGCGAGCUUGUCGGGUACAUCGAGGUCAUCUCUUGGUCGCACAAGAUGCGGCGCCAUUUUCCUUCAAUCCCUUUGGUUGCCCCGGUUCAGGGUGCCACCAUAGGAAGUUGGGUCGAGUCGUGGCGGUCCAUCGCCACUGAUGUGGGCAACUUGCUUAUCAUGGAAGAUACGAGGACUCGCUUGGGCAAUCACAAUGAUCGUGGAUCUGCAGAGUGUUACGGGAGAGACACACUUGCCGCACCGUUGAGAGAUCUGGAGGCGUGCAUUUUGGCGAUUCGCACCGGAUCCUUCUUGCCAGACGUUUCUCGAAGUGGUUAUUUCCCUGAUAUGCCUGACAAGUCACCGUCUUGUGAAGGAUCAACCGAGCCGCAGGGUGGCAUUGGCUCCAGUGAUGUUGAAGCGAACAAGAGCUUUGACCUGGCUGAGCUCUCUUUCGGGGCACCGGCCGACCAAAGCGACUUAGACAAUGAUGCCAAUGCCUCUGAGGGCUUCGAGCCUGAUGCCAUUGAGCACCCGGCCCCGAGCCCGAGCUUCCAUGGAAGCAAUCCUGCUCAGGAUGUCGCACUCGACGAGUCGUCAUCCAGUUCGACGAGCUCUUCAUCGACGGACACGGAGGUGGAGUCGGAACCUGGCCCACACCUUGCCGCUCUUGAACGGCCAGUUUGGCGAGACGCUUGCCAGGUUUGGCAGCACAGGCAAAGCAGAACCGUGCAUCUGCUCCCAGAGGCCGAUGCAGAGUCAGGGUCCUUCGUGUGCGGGAGGGUCAAGUCGCAAGCCUACUUCCGAGCCACUGGGCAUCCGAUUGUCGAUUCUCUGAAGUGUGUGCAGUGCGAUCGUGGUAAAACCAUCAGAAGCACGGCACAACUUGUGCAUGUUCUUGACAAGAGGCGGCGCACUGGUUAG
Molecule: messenger RNA, 2340 nt
Organism: Symbiodinium sp. CCMP2592
Lineage: Eukaryota; Dinophyceae; Suessiales; Symbiodiniaceae
Source: the annotation of a GenBank genome assembly